AUGUCAGGCCUCCGAUACGCUUUCUCCCUCUCGAAGCACGAAGUCGCAGAGGCAGAACCAUCAGGAACUGUUCGACUCAUUGGCACCACCCAAAUAACCCGCACCCCACCCCCCUCCCUCUCCCCCUCCGACCCCCUAAACUGGCCCCAAUGGCGCAAAACCACAAUCCUCCUCCUCAUGUCCCUCUACUGCUUCACCGCCAACUUCGGCUCCGCCGCCCUGGCCCCCGCCCUCCAACUCCUCCUCCCAAUCUAUCACGGCACCCAAACCUUCUCCACCCUCUCGCACCUCAUCGCCGUGAACGUCCUCCUCAUCGGCGUAAGCAACAUCUUUUGGGUCCCCCUCGCGGAUACCUUCGGACGGCGGGGCGUGCUCAUCGUCGCGAUGGCGGUCGCCGUGGGCGCGAGUGUGUGGUGUGGGCAAGCGGGGUCGUUUGAGGGGUUGCUUGCUGCGAGGGCGGUGCAGGGUGUCGGAUUUGGACCGGCGGAUAGUAUUGCGGCGAGUGUGUUGGGAGAGGUGUUUUUUGUGCAUGAGAGGGGACGGGCGAUGACGAUCUAUACCAUCUUCCUCGUCGGCGGUCUCUGCGGCGGCUACAUCGCGGGCAUCCAGGGGUAUCGGUACAUUUUCUGGAUCACGACGGCGCUGUUGGCUUUCGUCUUGCUGGGUACGAUGUUCUUCGUUGCCGAGACGAGUUUCGAUCGGGAGGCGCAGUUUCUUGUUGAGCGAGAGUCUGGUGGACUUCGGAGUGGAGAGUUGUUCGGGGAUGAGAAGACGGCCAAUGUGGAGAUGAUUGAGCGGGUGAGUCCUUCGUCACGGUUGAAUGUCGAUCGGGAGACGUUCACGUUCGCGCAGAGUCUGAGAGUCGGUGUCUAUCGAGGGCAUUUUCUCAGAAACUUCCUCGCUCCCUGGCUCUCGCUGGCAUUCCCUGGGACGUGGAUCGUCAUGUUACACUACGGCGGCCUCCUCGGCGGCCUCGUAACAAUCUCCAUCGUCGGCCCCCAAUUCCUCGCCAUGCCCCCCUACCUCUGGGGCAACAACGCCGGCCUAAUCAACAUCGGCGGCCUAACCGGCUGCAUCCUCGGCGGUCUCCUAAACUACCUCCUCUCCGACCGCCUCGCCCUGCGCAGUUCCAAAACCCGCUCUUCCACCCAACAAGGCUUCUUCGAACCCGAAUCCCGCCUCCCCACCAUCUUCCCCUUCCUCUUCCUCGCCACCACGGGCAUCUGGACGUUUGGGUUCAGCGCACAGAGUGGCACUGAGAAGGCCUGGGUGGGCAUGUGUGUGGGGUAUGCAAUGGUCGGGGCGGGGAUUACGGGGAUUCCGAGUUUGGGGUUUGGUUAUAUCAUCGACGCCUACCACCCCAUCGCAGCCUCAUGCUUCGUUAUGACGACCAUCUCGCGCUCCCUCGUGUCCUUCGCCUGGACCUACUUCGUCGGGGACUGGGUCGCGCAUGCGGGGCCCGCGGUGCCCUUUGGGAUCUUUGGGGGGAUUAUGGGGGUUUUCGCGUUGUUGACCGUGCCGUUUUGGUGGUGGGGGAAGAGGUUGAGGAUUGCGACCCAGGGGUUGUUGCCCAGGGAGGAGUAG
This is a messenger RNA of Zasmidium cellare ATCC 36951, 1584 nucleotides long. RefSeq lists its product as uncharacterized. Gene Ontology annotation, molecular function: transmembrane transporter activity. Lineage: Eukaryota; Fungi; Ascomycota; Dothideomycetes; Mycosphaerellales; Mycosphaerellaceae. The transcript has 6 exons. Gene Ontology annotation, biological process: transmembrane transport. The record is from RefSeq and is a predicted model, not a curated record. Bases 1 to 1584 code for a protein of 527 amino acids.